UUCAAUAAUGACCGACAUUGUACUAUCGCUCUUUUUACAAAAGCCAUUCGUUAGUGCUCAGCAAGCCCCGGAAAUCGAGAUUGGUGUUCAGCUCUCAGGUUAGUAUGUCCUGUUCUUUAUCCUUUAAAAUUGUCUUUUCUUUCUUCUGAUAAGGAUUCUUGACUUAGCUUGUUGUUUUUCCCCAACCUCUGCUUACUUUCUCAUUCUUCUUCAUUGAUGUGAUUCCUUGCUAUUUAAUCUUUCUAAUCAAAUGACGAAUCAUGCUUCAUCCUCUUUUCAUUCUCAAUUCAUUUAUUGUUCUGAUUUUGAUGAUACCUCAAUUUGGGAUGAGAUGAAUCUAACUCCUCUCUAUGAUUUUGAGAAUGAGUUUCAUGAACUCAAUCAACCAACUGUUAGAGCUGAGGCUGUUGCUGAAAUUGAACCUUCAAGGGAGGUAGUAGUUCAGAGGAAAGAAAAAGAGGAGAAAAGGACAUUUUCGAAAAAGCUUAGGUGUAGGGAGUUAGGGAUUUCCGAAUGGCCGCAGAAAAAAUUCUUAAGGUUGGAGGAUAACCUGGAAAUUUCUACUCCUCCUCCUUACCAGUGUAACCAUUCCAUUACUGAGAACUCCCUCUGGGAUUAUCAGUAUGAGGAAUGCGCUUUGGCUCCAGUAGGUGAAGCUUCAAGAUCCUCGAGCGAUGAACACAUUCGCAGUUUUGGCCAAGAAUUUGAUUCUAUCUGGAAUUUCAAGGAUGAGGUACCAGAAGUAAAAGAAAUCAAUGAGGUUGCAACUGAGGAAAUUAUAGAAGAAGCAUCCAACCCAGUCAUAACCAUUGUGGAUAAGAAGAGCACCUCUGAAAAAUCUUGGAGCAUUGAAAUGAUUUCAAAAUUCUUCCACUUACCAGUUGUCCAGGCGGCAAGGGAAUUACACAUAGGAAAAGACAAGCUGAAGAAAAUAUGCACCGAGUUGGGAAUCAAUCAAUGGCCACAUAGGAAAUUACAGUACAUGGAUCGACUGUUGAGCAAGUUUAAGAAAGAUUUUGACCAAGGGGAGAAGGUGAUUGAGCUAGAACACGAAAGUGAGCAGAUGUUAGCAAACCCCAACAAUGAGUUAGGCUUAGAAACUCAAACACUGGGGGAAUCUUCUUCUAAACAGAAAAGAUAUCAACAAUUGAUAAAUCUUGCUCACUCUACUUCCUUUGCCAAUUCAUCUCGUGUUCCAUGGGAAGAUGAAAUGUUUUAAACUUCACUUAGUAAUUUCUAUCCUAGUUAUUUAUGUUUUAAUUUUCCUUUGUUAAAAAAAAAAAAUUGUUUUAUGUUUGUUUGAAUUUAAGUUAUGAUUAAUUUAUGACUUCUGUUUUUCCGUGAUUGUCUCUUAUAGUUUUUAACAGGAAGGCUAAAAGAUGUGUAGAACUAGUGGACUUCUCUACUCUUGUUGCUGCACGAGAAUCAUAGGGGAGUA
This is a messenger RNA of Ipomoea triloba (trilobed morning glory), 1438 nucleotides long. RefSeq lists its product as uncharacterized. The record is from RefSeq and is a predicted model, not a curated record. Lineage: Eukaryota; Viridiplantae; Streptophyta; Magnoliopsida; Solanales; Convolvulaceae. The transcript has 2 exons. Gene Ontology annotation, molecular function: DNA-binding transcription factor activity. The coding region runs from base 251 to 1219 and encodes 322 amino acids.